Messenger RNA from Cuscuta epithymum, 615 nucleotides. The record is from the annotation of a GenBank genome assembly. Lineage: Eukaryota; Viridiplantae; Streptophyta; Magnoliopsida; Solanales; Convolvulaceae.
GGACGUCGAAGAGCUCCCGGUUUCUCAGGCCCCGGCUUCCAAUACCCCUCGCUCCCCCAUUGUCCAGAUGGCCGAUGAAGAGUGGCCUCGGGAGAAUGUGCAGUUCUCUAUUAAAAAAGGGACUGCCAUUGUGCACGGCACCAUGGACCCGAAGGAUUUCUUGAAUGGUGCCACCCCCCCCCCCCCCCCCCCCCCCGCUAGACAGGUCGGCCCUCAGCCGAUAUGAGGAUGAGGCCGUUGAAUCCAAACUCCUUCGUGCCUCCGUCACAGCCAGCGUCCUCCUCGGGGAACAUAUCCGGAGGCUGGAGCAAACGCGCGCCCACAAGGCGGAAGACGACGAGGCCCUCAAGAAACUUGUCGCAACAAAUACCGAGGCCAUCAGGAAGAUGGCAACAUUGGAGGAGACCCUUCGGCGCGAGAGGGAGGCAAUGUCGAAGGAACUUGAGAAGGCCAAGGCCGAGGGUAAGGCUGAAGCGGAGGCAGCGGCCGUUGCAGCAGCCAAGGAGGCCGCCGAAGCUGCAGAGAAGUCGAAGUCGGAGGCGGUGACCCAAGCUGUUGCAAACUUCAUUGCCGGAGGCUGGAGGGCCGAGGACCAGAAGGCAUGGAGGGUCUCGG